CGCCAGCCGCAAAGCUGCUGUCCACGUGGACCGGUGCUGAAAUCUCUCGUCCGGCUGCUGCCAGAGCCUCUCCAGCGAAACCCAGAGACAUGGCAACAAACGGAACGAAAGUGGCCGACGGACAGAUCUCCACGGAAGUUGAUGCUUCGAUCACCAAUGACAAGCCCAAAACCUUGGUAGUAAAAGUGCAAAAGAAGAAGACAGACCUUCCAGACCGAGAUACUUGGAAAGGGAAAUUUGACUUUCUUAUGUCCUGUGUAGGUUAUGCCAUUGGCUUAGGGAAUGUGUGGCGAUUUCCGUACCUCUGUGGCAAGAAUGGGGGAGGUGCUUUUCUGAUUCCCUAUUUCCUUACUUUAAUUUUUGCUGGAGUGCCACUGUUUCUUCUGGAGUGUUCCCUUGGUCAGUAUACGUCUAUAGGAGGCCUUGGAGUGUGGAAGCUUGCUCCAAUGUUCAAAGGUGUGGGUCUAGCUGCUGCAGUCCUGUCCUUUUGGCUAAAUAUUUACUACAUUGUGAUUAUUUCCUGGGCCAUAUACUACCUGUAUAAUUCUUUUACCACUACUCUUCCUUGGAAACACUGUGAUAACCCAUGGAACACCGACCGCUGCUUCUCCAAUUAUACCUUAGCAAACACCACCAACAUGACAAGUGCCGUGGUUGAGUUCUGGGAACGCAACAUGCACCAAAUGACUGAUGGAUUGGAAAAACCAGGGCAAAUCCGAUGGCCGCUAGCAAUUACUCUAGCAAUUGCCUGGAUUCUGGUGUACUUUUGUAUCUGGAAGGGGGUAGGCUGGACCGGAAAGGUGGUAUAUUUCUCUGCUACUUAUCCCUAUGUUAUGCUGCUUAUCUUGUUCUUCCGUGGUGUAACACUGCCUGGAGCAAAGGAAGGCAUUUUAUUCUAUAUAACUCCCAACUUCAGUAAGCUUUCAGACUCUGAGGUUUGGCUGGAUGCUGCCACACAGAUUUUCUUCUCCUAUGGUUUGGGUCUUGGUUCACUGAUUGCCCUUGGAAGUUACAACCCUUUCCACAAUAAUGUUUACAGGGACUCCAUCAUAGUGUGCUGCAUAAACUCAUGCACAAGCAUGUUUGCUGGCUUUGUCAUCUUCUCCAUUGUUGGAUUCAUGGCUAAUGUCACAAAGAGGCCGAUUGCAGAUGUUGCAGCAUCAGGCCCUGGACUGGCAUUUCUAGCUUAUCCAGAAGCAGUGACACAGUUACCAAUUUCUCCUUUGUGGGCAAUACUGUUCUUCUCCAUGUUGCUUAUGCUCGGAAUUGACAGUCAGUUCUGCACUGUGGAAGGAUUCAUAACAGCUUUGGUGGAUGAAUUUCCCAAGUUACUGCGCAAUCGAAGAGAAAUCUUCAUUGCUGUUGUGUGCAUUGUUUCCUAUCUGAUAGGGCUGUCCAAUAUCACUCAGGGUGGAAUCUACGUGUUUAAGCUUUUUGACUACUACUCUGCCAGUGGAAUGAGUCUCUUGUUCCUUGUAUUCUUUGAGUGCAUCUCGAUAUCCUGGUGCUAUGGUGUUAAUAGAUUUUAUGACAACAUCCAAGAGAUGGUGGGAUACAGACCCUGCAUCUGGUGGAAACUCUGCUGGUCAUUUUUCACUCCUAUCAUUGUGGCAGGAGUGUUUAUCUUCAGCGCUGUCCAAAUGACUCCGCUCACGAUGGGAAGUUACGUUUUCCCAAAAUGGGGCCAAGGGGUUGGUUGGUUCAUGGCUUUGUCUUCUAUGGUGCUGAUACCAGGCUAUAUGGCAUAUAUGUUUCUAACCCUGAAAGGCUCCUUAAAACAGCGCAUUCAAGUAAUGAUUCAGCCAAGUGAAGACAUCGCUCAUCCUGAAAACGGGCCAGACCAGGCCCAACAGAGCAACUCCGCAAACAAAGAAGCCUACAUCUAAACUCCUGUAUUGUAAAAGUACCAAUACUACUCCAGAAAAACAAAAAAUAUGGUUGAAUAUGACCACAAAUUUAUGUCUGAGAAUAUAAUUACCUACCUCUAGUGGCAAAAAAAAA
This is a messenger RNA of Mesitornis unicolor (brown roatelo), 2001 nucleotides long. RefSeq names its product sodium- and chloride-dependent GABA transporter 1. Lineage: Eukaryota; Metazoa; Chordata; Aves; Mesitornithiformes; Mesitornithidae. The coding region runs from base 90 to 1886 and encodes 598 amino acids. The transcript is spliced from 14 exons. Gene Ontology annotation, cellular component: cell surface; axon; plasma membrane. The record is from RefSeq and is a predicted model, not a curated record. Gene Ontology annotation, molecular function: gamma-aminobutyric acid:sodium:chloride symporter activity. Gene Ontology annotation, biological process: sodium ion transmembrane transport; neurotransmitter transport.